GGCCCUGCUCCCGGACAGUUAAAGCAUGGGUGGAGGCACAGCGGGUAAGAUGCCGCAGGGCACACGCUGUGCAGACGCUCAGCGCACAGAUGGAGCGUCUCCCUCCAGGUGUCCGAGAAUUUGUGAUAAGAGGAGCUGAAUUGUGUGAUCCCCAAAACAUCCACAUAUGUGAUGGGUCUCCUUCCGAAAAUAACACCCUUCUGACCUUAUUACAGCAGGAGGGGAUGCUGAAGAAACUAAGCAAGUACUCUAACUGCUGGUUGGCAAGAACUGACCCAAAAGAUGUAGCCCGAGUGGAGAGUAAGACUGUUAUAGUGACUGACAGGCAAAGGGACACUGUGCCAAUUCCACUGGAAGGUGUAAAAGGACAGCUGGGGAACUGGAUGUCCCCUCAAGACUUUGAGCGAGCAAAAAGUGAACGUUUCCCUGGCUGCAUGAAAGGUCGCACUAUGUAUGUAUUACCAUUUAGUAUGGGCCCAGUUGGUUCCCCACUGUCUAAGUAUGGGGUUCAGCUCACAGAUUCUCCCUAUGUAGUGGCCAGCAUGCGCAUCAUGACUCGAAUGGGUAAACCAGUGUUAGAUGUACUGGGUGAUGGUGAAUUUGUGAGAUGCUUGCACUCCGUGGGACAGCCACUUCCUCUUAAAGCCCUUGUGAAUUCCUGGCCCUGCAAUCCUGAAAAGACAAUAAUUGCCCAUGUCCCUGAUAACCGUGAAAUUGUGUCCUUCGGCAGUGGAUAUGGAGGAAACUCUCUGUUGGGGAAAAAAUGCUUCGCUCUGCGCAUUGCCUCCCGAAUCGCAAAGGAUGAGGGCUGGUUGGCGGAGCAUAUGCUGAUUUUGGGGAUCACAAACCCUGCUGGACGUAAGCGUUACAUCGCAGCUGCUUUCCCAAGUGCAUGUGGAAAAACAAAUCUGGCCAUGAUGAAGCCAGCGCUGCCUGGCUGGAAAGUACAGUGUGUGGGAGAUGACAUUGCCUGGAUGAAAUUCGACAGUGAAGGAUGUCUCCGUGCGAUUAAUCCAGAAAAUGGAUUUUUUGGAGUGGCUCCUGGCACUUCUAUAAAGACCAACCCCAAUGCCCUUAGCACAGCGGAAAGAAACACUAUCUUCACUAACGUGGCAGAGACCAGUGACGGAGGGGUCUAUUGGGAAGGGCUGGAUCAAGAACUACCUCCCGGUGUUACAGUUACAUCCUGGUUGGGAAAGCCAUGGAAGAAAGGAGACAAAGAGCCCUCUGCACAUCCAAACUCACGCUUUUGUGCACCUGCUGCUCAGUGCCCUAUUAUGGAUGAGAGUUGGGAGUCUCCAGAGGGUGUUCCUAUAGAUGCCAUUAUUUUUGGUGGGAGACGGCCUGAAGGUGUGCCGCUAGUAUAUGAAAGCUUCAACUGGAAUCAUGGUGUGUUUGUUGGGGCUUCUAUGAGAUCUGAAGCUACAGCGGCUGCAGAGCACAAAGGCAAAGUUAUAAUGCACGAUCCAUUUGCAAUGCGUCCCUUCUUCGGAUAUAAUUUUGGCCACUACCUCUCUCAUUGGCUGAGCCUACAAAAAAGGGAAGGUCUUCGUCUUCCCAAAAUCUUCCACGUCAACUGGUUCCGAAAGGAUGAAAAUGGACAGUUCUUAUGGCCAGGUUUUGGUGAAAAUGCCCGUGUGCUAGACUGGAUCUUCCGUAGAGUAGAGGGAGAAGAGAGUGCACUGCAAACUCCUAUUGGCUAUCUCCCUGCUGAGGGUGCAUUGAAUUUGCAAGGGAUAGGUGGAAUUGACACAAAUGAGCUGUUUUCGCUCCCGAAAGGAUUCUGGGAAAGAGAAGUACAAGAGGUGGGUAAAUACUUGAAAGAGCAAGUUAAUGAUGACUUGCCACCACAAAUUAUGGAGGAGCUGAAGGGUCUUCAUACCAGAGUGAGCCGCAUGUGA
Molecule: messenger RNA, 1901 nt
Organism: Staurois parvus
Lineage: Eukaryota; Metazoa; Chordata; Amphibia; Anura; Ranidae
Source: the annotation of a GenBank genome assembly